Messenger RNA from Medioppia subpectinata, 1227 nucleotides. The record is from the annotation of a GenBank genome assembly. Lineage: Eukaryota; Metazoa; Arthropoda; Arachnida; Sarcoptiformes; Oppiidae.
AUGCAAAGAGUGGAGAUUCAUCAGGAAUGGGAGCGCUCUCAUCAACACCUCUCCAACUAUAUUCAGACCAAAACCAAACCAAAUCUCUUUUAUUUGCCGACAAAACACACGCCGGAGACUGAAAAGAGAUUACAGGAGACUAAAGACAAAUACAGAUUAAUUGUUGCCGAAAAGAGAGCUAAAGUACAGAAAGAGUUGUCAGAAAUCGACGAACUCUACAAAAAAGAGGAACAAAAACUGUUGGACGAAGAGAUGGGAGACAUCGAUACCCACGAGUCUAACGCCAAAGAAAACUCAGAUGAGACUAAAACUUUGGCCCAAAAUGAGAGUCAAAUAUCAAUAGAAUCUAACAAUAAUAGCAAUAAUAUAAUUAUUUCAGACGAAGACAAUAAUAUUAAUGUCUCGAAUGAGACGACAAGCGGUUCAGUCGUCAACUCAGCUGAAGACACAUCUAAUGGUGUGAAGACUGAGAGCGUUGAACACGAGUUGGUUGAGACACACGAAGACACCAUUGAAGACAAAGAGUUUGAGCCGAUUUAUGAUGAAUGAGAGGAAUGUGACACCAAUUUAUUUACUAAAAAACCUUUUUUAUUCAACAAAAAUCAGGUUUAAAAACAUAAGUCUAACAAUCGUUAGCCAAACAACAAGAAUAGUCAUCUCUUUUACACUUAAUUAAGAAUUUUAAAAAUAGAUUUUUUUAAUUUUAAUCAUUUGAAAACCAAUGAAUCAUUUAAUUAAUUGACAAAACAUUACUUAUAAACAAACAUUGAUUAUUCAAACCCUUUACUAUUCCUCCAUUUUCUGGUAAAACAAUAUCGGAUUCGUUGAGUUUACGACUAGUUUUAACUAAAUUACAAUUACUUUCGCACAACUUAUGAAAGUCCCAAAUAUGCAAAUGUUUGCUCUUUCCCUGUUUGGCGUAAACCAGAAACUUAUGAUAACUAUUGCUCUGAAUUACAUGCAUUAAAAAGUCGGGUAAUGAGUGUUUGGGUGUUAAGUGAAUGAGUUGAGGGUUGUGUUGGUCUGUAAAUCCGCACAAAUCGUCUUUGAAAUCAUUUUUAUUGAUAGCGACACAAAAACCUAGAAUUAUAGCCCAAUGCGCUCUCUGUCCGCCCAAUAGUGUUGGCUCGUGAUUGGCAUCGGAAUCGUAAGGUUCACUUUAAUCUCGGUCUCAACCGAUAGCACUCUAUUCGCUAGUAUUGCCAUAUUUUCCACUGAAAUCGUAUC